Mercurialis annua (annual mercury) is the source of this 1487-nucleotide messenger RNA. RefSeq names its product non-structural maintenance of chromosomes element 4 homolog A-like. The transcript is spliced from 7 exons. The coding region runs from base 212 to 1312 and encodes 366 amino acids. Gene Ontology annotation, biological process: DNA repair. NCBI's taxonomy places the organism in Eukaryota, Viridiplantae, Streptophyta, Magnoliopsida, Malpighiales, Euphorbiaceae. Gene Ontology annotation, cellular component: nucleus; Smc5-Smc6 complex. The record is from RefSeq and is a predicted model, not a curated record.
CAGACGUACGUGUAUUUAAAGAAACCGGUGAAAGUGGCGCCAUUAUAACAAACAACAGAGCAAACAGAGAGAGAAGAAGAAAAACGAGGGAAAAUUAAAGAAAAACGACUCUUUAAAUUCUUCUCCCGUAAUCUAGUAAUUCUUUGUUGAAACCCUAAAUUCUCAUAAUUUUGUUUUCUUGUUUCAUAAGUUGCUUACAAUAUCAAAACCCAUGACCCUACGGGCUAAACGCGAACGGGUCACCACUGUUGUUCAUCCUUCUUCUACGGAUUUUAUUGAUAAAAAGGAAAUGAUUGUACUGCCUGAUUAUGCUCAUAUUGCUCCGAGAUACAGAGCCCUCAAGACCAUUACUAUUGAUGAAGCCAAUGAUAUUGGAGGAGCUGAUUCUGAUAAGUUCAGUGCCAUCAUUCAUCAAGUGGAUGGCUUGCACGAACUAGUUCGGAAUCCGCGGGAACAAGUCAUUGAUGCAGAUGUCCUUUUGGGUAUCACAAACUCAUUGGCAAUGUGUGUCAAGGCACAGGCAAAUGGUGGUAUAACUCCCUCUGAUUUUGUUAACUGUCUCCUCAGAGACUAUGUGAAUGGAGGCGAGCGGUGUACCAGUAUUAGCACACAAGAUGCGAGGGAAACCAUGAACUGGAGAAACAUUGGAGUUACAGUAUCUGAUGUAUUUAAGACCUGUUCUGGAUGCCAUACUAUGCUAGGGCCUAUGAACACCAAAUUCAAGAUGCGAAAAACUACCACGAGGAAACGUAUUAAACAACCUAUGGAGAGUUCUCAGCCUGAAAAGGUUGACGGCCUUGAAGAAAAGAGAACAGAUACAGACAUAAAUAUGGCAACUAUGUUUACCAUUUUAAGGAAGAACAGAAGUGUGAGGCUUGAACAUUUAGUAUUGAAUAGAAACUCAUUUGCACAAACAGUAGAGAAUUUGUUUACAUUGUCCUUUCUAGUUAAAGAUGGACGCGCUGAAAUUAAAGUCGAUGAAAAUGGCUGGCACUUAGUUUCUCCAAGGAAUGCUGCAUCUGCCAGUGAAGUCGCCAAAGGAGCGGUUGUAUACAGGCAUUUCGUCUUCAGAUUUGACUACAAGGAUUGGAAGUUGAUGGCGGCUUUUGUCAGCACUGGGGAGGAGCUAAUGCCGCAUAGAGGUCGAACAAAUCCCUCACAUGAUAAUCAGGAGGAAGAAGAACCUGACACACCGAUCAGAAAGUGUUUGAGGAAUAGCGGCAGCUUGGUUCCAGAAGAAAAAAACACGAGUAUAAAUGCUCGAGCGGGGUCUGCUGAUAUACAGAGGAAACUGAAAAUCGAGUUGAGUUGACAAUGAUAGGAGUGUGGACGAUUGUUUUUUUUUUAUUCUAUAGCAGAAAUUGAUAGUCAGUUAACCCGGCACUUGCUUAGUUAGGAAUCUACUAAUUCAUUAAUUUCAUUUUUAGAAGUUAGACUUGAAAACACUUGAACAGUUUUUUGCACUGAUGGAGUUGCAUAUUUAUUAA